Molecule: messenger RNA, 852 nt
Organism: Suillus fuscotomentosus
Lineage: Eukaryota; Fungi; Basidiomycota; Agaricomycetes; Boletales; Suillaceae
Product: UbiA prenyltransferase family
Exons: 4
Coding region: 1-852 (283 amino acids)
Cellular component (GO): membrane
Molecular function (GO): transferase activity, transferring alkyl or aryl (other than methyl) groups
Source: RefSeq, a predicted model, not a curated record
AUGUUCUCUCAGGUUCUCACUGUUCACGUUGAUAACAUCGUUCAUCAUCUCAAGACGGUCUUCCAUUUUACAAAAAAUGAUAUCAGAACCACUCUGAUACCUGUCACUAUAUUCGCAUUAUCCGCAGCUCCCACAUACAACCCCACCCAUGCUUGGAAUGCCCCUUUGUGGAUAUGGUUUCACCUACUGCAGUUCAAUAUUGCGAACCAGAUCCAGGAUCUGGAGGAGGACCGCAAGAACAAACCCUCCCGUCCGAUACCUGUUGGUCGCAUUUCUGUCGACAGCGCAGCUGAUAUGCGCUGGGUGAUGGUCCCAGUCUGUUGCUAUCGUUGUGCUAUGCUGACCGGCACCGUUUUUGCAACGUUGACAAUCUGGUACAACAAACUUCACGGUGAUAAGAUGGGAUUGUCGAAGAAUGCACUCACAGCCAUCCUUGGUGGCCCGUGGGUAUCUAGAGAUCGGAGCAACCGUCGCUGUCACAGAAAAUCUAUCAUUUUGCUCAUCAAGCAUACAGGUCGGAGCAACUCGUGCAUCGAUAAGGCUGGUGCUUUGGCGGUCGCACUUAGCUCGAUAGUCUUUGCGACUACGCUUCAUGCGCAAGACUUCAAGGACGAAGAGGGCGAUCGCCUCACUGGCAGGCACACGCUACCCACGAUCUUCCCCAAAGCCGCACGCUUUUCAAUGAUGUUCGGUCUUCCCCUCUGGUCGUAUGCCUUGAGUCGUAUCUGGAAGAUAGAUGCGCUCUCUACCACUGCAUUUGUACUUUACGGCGCAUUUGUAGGAAUCCGGUUCGUGAUGUACAACACGGUAGGCGCCGAUAAGCAGUCCUGCAAAUUUUAUAGUGUGAGUUAA